AUGAUCGCGACACGACACGGUCAUCUCGAUGUAACGAAAUGUCUUCUCGACGCUGGCGCAGACGUGAACCAGAGUCUUCAAGUCGGCUUCAGUGAUAAAGGCCAGAGCAUCUUGGCGGGUGCAACGCCGCUUCUACUGGCCGCUCAGUUUGGCCACGACGAUGUGACUCGCGCCUUAUUGCGUCGCCACCCCAACCUCCAAGCCACCGAUGCCGACGGCAACACGGCGCUCUCGAUGGCCAUGCAGCGUGGGCACGCGACUAUCGUCCGUCUUCUGCAAGAGUAUAUCAGCACCAACCCGGGUGCUCAACCAACUCCAGCCCACGAAUCUGUCAAUGAGAAGAAGAAGAUGGAGCUUUUGCAAGCAGUGGUCGCGGGCCAUGUUGCUGCCACCAAAGCACUUUUGGAUCAAGGCGUAGAUGCGCGCGUCACGAACGAGGAUGGCGACGGUCUUCUGCACCUUGCGGUGCGCCAUGGCCACACGCAGCUGCUCCAGAUGCUCUUACGCCGCUCCGACGCGUCAUUGGUCGUCUGCAACAAGGAUGGCGAGACGCCUCUGGUGCUCGCGAUCAAGCUGCGUCAUCGCCGGUCCCCGCACUUAAUUUACAACGCCACUCAUCAAAUCGCUGACGAUGUGCCAGAGACGGCGAUCCAAGUCGAUACAAGAGGCCUCCUCGGCGACGGCGGCUUUGGCUACGUGCACAAAGGCUUGUACAAGAACGAGCGCGUCGCGAUCAAGUCGGCUAAAUACGCGGCCGGCGCGGCGGAGCUUCACGCCGAAAUCAACGUCAUGCAAACGUGCAACUCGCCGUAUUUGCUGCAGCUCAAGGCGGUCUCGGGGCAGUACAGUGACAACCCCAAGCUCGUGCUCGAGUACAUGGACGGCGGCAACCUCCGCCAGUACCUCGACAAGAAGCGCAAGGGCGAGUCCGUUCCGUUCGACUACUCGACGCUCGAUAUUGCGUGGGUCAUUGCCAACGCUUUGGCCGACCUCCACCGGAAUGGCUUUAUGCACCGUGACCUCAAGAGCCUCAACGUCUUCCUAUCCUCCUCCAACUACAUCAAGGUGGCCGACUUUGGCCUCACAAAGGAGUUCAAGCUCGACAUGACGACGUGUGUGGGGACGCCGGCGUGGAUCGCACCCGAAGUCUUUGCUUCGGGAGCCACGUACGACUACGCGGCCGACAUUUACUCGUUUGGCGUCAUUUUGACCGAGCUCGAGACGCUCCAGGUGCCGUAUGCUGGCAUGAACCUCUUUGCGAUCGUCGACGGCGUCCGCAGCGGCGAGCUGCGUCCGUCGGUGAGCUCCAAGUGUGCGCCGUGGUACAAGGCGCUGGUCGACGACUGCUUGUCGUUUGAUCCCAAGAAGCGUCCGAUGGCGCAGACGAUCAUUGAUCGUUUGUUGCUGCAGGAAAAGGCUCUUGCGGAUCGAGAGCCGGUCACCGAGCCCGAGAUCAAGACCGAGCGUCUGGUAACGCUGCCGCAACUGACAAAGGGCAUGAGCAGCAGCUCGUCCACCUCGUCGACGUCUUCGUCCUGGUCGUCGGGGGCUCUCACCAGUCGUCUGCCGUGCCCAGCAUGCAAGACGCGGAACGCAGCUUUGAACGAUCACUGCAGCAGCUGCAACGGGGCCAUGCCGGACGUGUCGGCCAAGCUCACGCUCUUGCUCAAGCGCGCCAAGGUGGCCAACGCCAAGGGCUUCUCGAUCAACCUUUGCAUCGACUGCGACAUUUGCGAAAUGACCAACUUGAUGACGGCGGCGACGUGCGCAGAUCCCGAGUGUGGCGAGGAGCUUCUGGACGACGCGGAGAAGCUGCGCAUCCUCUCCCGUCGCUUCGACCUCGCGACCAGCGCGGCGUAA
Messenger RNA from Saprolegnia parasitica CBS 223.65, 1860 nucleotides. Its product is annotated as TKL protein kinase. NCBI's taxonomy places the organism in Eukaryota, Oomycota, Saprolegniomycetes, Saprolegniales, Saprolegniaceae. Bases 1 to 1860 code for a protein of 619 amino acids. The transcript has 9 exons. Gene Ontology annotation, molecular function: protein binding; protein kinase activity; ATP binding. The record is from RefSeq and is a predicted model, not a curated record. Gene Ontology annotation, biological process: protein phosphorylation.